This is a messenger RNA of Melanotaenia boesemani (Boeseman's rainbowfish), 3021 nucleotides long. It is a transcript of the gene ccr9a, whose product is annotated as chemokine (C-C motif) receptor 9a. The record is from RefSeq and is a predicted model, not a curated record. Gene Ontology annotation, molecular function: chemokine receptor activity. Gene Ontology annotation, biological process: G protein-coupled receptor signaling pathway; immune response; chemotaxis. The transcript is spliced from 3 exons. Gene Ontology annotation, cellular component: membrane. NCBI's taxonomy places the organism in Eukaryota, Metazoa, Chordata, Actinopteri, Atheriniformes, Melanotaeniidae. Bases 355 to 1503 code for a protein of 382 amino acids.
UCUGACUGUAGAGAGCAGUCAGGGUGAAUCCCAGCAGAACUCUGGACCAGAACCUUUUCUAGACCAGAACCCGUUGCUGGUACUACAGGCAGUAAGACUGGACCUCACUCACUGGUUCUGACUUCAGUAACUAAUGAGCAGCAUGAUGAUCAGAAGCAGGUGGUUCUGCAAUGUUCUAAUGGAGGGAAGCUGUUUUACUGGUCUGCGUGGUUCCUGAAGCCUCUGUCUCCUCCCCCGACGGCUUACGUAAUGUCUGCGUGCCUUCUUCCUCUGACGCUUCACUUUGUGGUUUAACGGACAAAAACUGAGACAAGCAGCAAACAGAGAGACACUGCAGAGACGACAGGACAUCUGAUGAUGGAAGACCUUAUCAACAUGAACACGACUUCAAUGGACGACAUUGUGUUAGCGGGGACGACUGAGGACCCGUUCAACAGUUCUUACUUUACCACAGAAGAAGACUACUCCUACUCAGACUUCCCAAAUCUGAUGUGCGACCGGCAGUCAGUACGGGAGUUCCGAGGCCAGUACGAGCCGCCACUCUUUUGGAUGAUCGCUAUUGUGGGCGGAGCUGGAAACCUGGCGGUGGUGUGGAUCUAUCUGAAUUUCCGCCGCCGGCUGAAGACCAUGACAGAUGUGUACCUGCUGAACCUGGCGGUGGCUGAUCUGCUGUUCUUGGUCACACUGCCUCUGUGGGCCGCUGAGGCGUCUUAUGGCUGGAUAUUUGGCCCCGUCCUCUGCAAGCUGAACUCCACCCUCUACAAGGUGAACCUGUUCAGCAGUAUGCUACUCCUCACCUGCAUCAGUGUGGACCGCUACAUCGUCAUCGUGCAGACCACCAAGGCUCAGAACUCAAAGAUGGAGCGCCGGCGCUGCAGCCGGCUGGUAUGUGCAGGAGUGUGGCUGCUGGCGCUGCUGCUCGCCACUCCUGAGCUGGUGUUCGCCACACCUGCCCAGGGGGACCUCAAGUCCUACUGCAGGAUGGUGUUUCCAGCCAACCUGGGGAACCGUACCAAGAUCCUGGUACUGUCGCUGCAGGUGAGCAUGGGUUUCUGCCUCCCCUUCAUCAUCAUGGCCUUCUGCUACAGUGUUAUCGUCGGUACUCUGCUCAAGACCCGCAACUUCCAGAAGCACAAGGCCAUGCGUGUCAUCCUGGCGGUGGUGGUGGCAUUCGUCGUGUCGCAGCUGCCCUACAACGGCAUGCUGGUGAUGGAGGCCAUGCAGGCCUCCAACAUGACCCAGACGGACUGCGAGAAGAUGAAGGCAAUCGACAAGGCGGGGCAGGUGCUCAAGAGCCUGGCCUACACCCAUGCCUGUAUCAACCCCUUUCUCUAUGUGUUUGUGGGUGUGCGCUUCCGCCGCGAUGUGAUGCAGCUGCUGCGCUGCUGCCGCUGCCUGCAGCUCACCGGCAAGAGUCCACUGGGGAAGACCAGGAGUCCUCUGAACUCCACCAGGGCCUCAGUUCUGUCCGACAGUGACACCUCGCAGGCUCUGUCACUGUAGAGACACUUCUUCCUGGUUAAGUGGACAGACGGGUGACAGAAAGAGCUGCUUUCAUGGGUUAUCGAAACGCAGGCAGCUGGACCUCAAUGUUCAAAAGAUCUUCAAGCAAUUCAGUUCUGAUGAAUAACAAACUUUAAAGUCAUUCAGAGACUUCCAGGUCGUUUCAUCUUCACUUCACUGUGAGAGGAAAAGACCUCAUCCCUUCCUCGCUUCAAAGAUCCGCUUUGUUCAGACUAAUGUCCGGGUUGACGUGCCGUUGAGAUUGGACCUCCAACCUGGACCUCCAGCCGUGGAGAAUGUGUCCACAAAGGGUCUGAACGCACUCCAGAUAUUUCAGAACUUUCUGAGGACAAGUGAAGGUCUGAACUACGACUUUUCACAAUGUUUGAUGAAUGUUUCUGAACCUUUCAGAUAAUUGUUAUCAGGACUGCAGAACUUGGUUUUAAACCAGAAAAUGGGAUUCUUUAGCUGCUUGUCAGAAAAACGUGUUUCUGUUUUUCUCACAUGACCACUGAGCAUUUGAUCACAAGACCUGUUAAACUGAGCCACAAAAUUAAAUAAUUGUUUUCCUACACCACUGCUAAAACAGGCUAAGACAUGCUAAAACAGGCAAAGACAUGCUAACACAUGCUAAGACAUGCUAAAACAGGCUAAGACAUGCUAAAACAGGCAAAGACAUGCUAACACAUGCUAAGACAUGCUAAAACAGGCUAAGACAUGCUAACACAUGCUAAGACAUGCUAAAACAGGCUAAGACAUGCUAACACAUGCUAAGACAUGCUAACACAGGCUAAGACAUGGCAAAGGAUUAUGGGUAAUUGUCAGAGCAACAGAGGAUUUAUCAUCGAGAAAUGUGUCUAAGAAUGUAUAAUUGUUGUACAAUCACUUUAAAAGUAGAACUGGCUUUGUCUCAUUAUAUUGGGUAUGCCAUAGAUUAAUCUCUGACAUGUUUUGCAUUAAUUUUAUGUUUAAUAUGUUUCAUUGCCAUUGAAGAAUUUUGUAGCCUAGCUACCUAGCCUAGCCACAGAGUGAUUGUCUUUUCUGACAAUGUGUUUUCCACAUUAACUGACGAUCCACUCUGUUGUACAUUGUGAAAAGCAGCGUAUCAGUGUGGUAAUAUGUCAGUGCUCUGUUCGCUUUUCCUGUGCUCUGUAUGUUAAUGGUUGGCAUAGCAGUUUAUUUUGCUUUCUAAAAUGGUGAAAAGGUAAUGUGUUGGAAAGGUAAAAGGUAAGGUGUGUUUUAGGUGAAAGUGUAUUUCUUUGUAUUCUGUGAAACCCUUAGCCUUUCCUUCAUCCCAUGCUGACUUAAAAAAUGUGUUUUUGUUUGGUGCCUUUUUAUUUUAUACUGUACGAUCACAAUUAGUCACAAUUUAUUGUACAGGGAACGCUGUUAUGGGUAAUCCUGAGAGCAACGUUGGAUUUACUGCUGAGAUAGACCAUUUGCUGUCGACUCUAUUGUCCUUUGUUAUAAAUGCAGAUGCUGUUUGUUACUGGAAAUAAAUUGUUACUCCAGAUCUGA